Molecule: messenger RNA, 1383 nt
Organism: Cyprinodon variegatus (sheepshead minnow)
Lineage: Eukaryota; Metazoa; Chordata; Actinopteri; Cyprinodontiformes; Cyprinodontidae
Product: gastrula zinc finger protein XlCGF8.2DB-like
Exons: 1
Coding region: 311-1063 (250 amino acids)
Biological process (GO): negative regulation of transcription by RNA polymerase II
Molecular function (GO): DNA-binding transcription repressor activity, RNA polymerase II-specific
Source: RefSeq, a predicted model, not a curated record
CCUUCAAAAUUAUGUUGGGAAAGUGGAGACUUUCUCUGACCAGCAGCUCUGUGGACAGGAGAGGAAUUCCAGUUUGGACCAAGAGGAACUAGAAGCUCUGCAGAUAAAAGAAGAGCAGCAAGAACCAGAACAUUCCUGGACAAAAGAGGAAACAAUAGAGUUCCCCAUAAGUGAGCAGGAAGAGCAGCUUGUUCUGAAGAAAGAGCCUGCAGAUACAGAAGAGAAACCUUUCCAAUGUUUGACAUGGGGAGAAAACCUCCUAAAAAAAGAACAUUUAAUCGUUAAUUUGAGAACUCAAACAGGUCAGAAGAUGUAUGAAUGUCCGUCUUGUGGAAAAAGCCUUACAAGGAAAUCUAGUCUUGAUAGACACAUCAGAAAUCACACAGGCGAGAAGCCUUUUUCCUGUUCCAUUUGUAACAAAAAUUUUACUGAAAAGAGCAGUUUGACUACUCACAUGAGAAUUCACGCAGGUGAGAAACCUUUUUCCUGUACAAUUUGUAACAAGAAUUUUACUGCAAAAAGUAGUUUGACUUCUCACAUGAGAAUUCACACAGGUGAGAAGCCUUUCGAAUGUCUGACCUGUGGAAAAAGCUUCACUCAAAAAUGUGAUCUUGAUAGACACACGAGAAUUCACACAGGUGAGAAACCUUUUGAAUGUCUGUCCUGUGGAGAAAGCUUCACUCAGAAAUCUGAUCUUGAUAAACACAUAAGAAUUCAUACAGGUGAGAAGCCUUUUUCCUGCACCAUCUGUAACAAGAAUUUUACUGUAAAAAGUAGUUUGACUUCUCACAUCAGAACUCACACAGGUGAGAAACCUUUUUCCUGUACCAUUUGUUACAAACAUUUUACUGUAAAAAGUAGUUUGACUACUCACAUGAGAAUUCAUACGGGUGAGAAACCUUUUGAAUGUCUUUCCUGUGGAAAAAGCUUCACCCAGAAAUCUGAUCUUGAUAAACACAUCAGAAUUCACACAGGUAAGAAGCCCCUUUCCUGUACAAUUUGUAACAUGAAUUUUACUGAAAAAAGUUAUUUGACUACUCACAUGAGUAAUUCACACGGGUGAAAAGCCUUUUUCCUGCAUGAUUUGUGGCAAAAGUUUUCUCAAAAAUAUCUUUUGACUAGACACAUGAUAAUUCACACAAGUGUUAUAUUGUAAACCUGGUUAAAAAUAUAUAUUUUUGAGACUUUUAACUGAAUGAUAAGCUAUUGGUUGGAUAUAUUCCAGAAACAGACUUUAUUUGAGAUGAAAAUAUCCUCAGAUUAAAAGCAGUGGUGUCAAAAGUACACACUUGUUACUUAAGUAGAAGUAUAGAUACUUCAGUUUAAAAACACUCUGGUAAAAGUUGAAGUAUCAACUUGACCUCUUUACUCAAGUAAACGUGA